Messenger RNA from Rhineura floridana, 1911 nucleotides. It is a transcript of the gene FAHD1, whose product is annotated as fumarylacetoacetate hydrolase domain containing 1. The transcript has 2 exons. NCBI's taxonomy places the organism in Eukaryota, Metazoa, Chordata, Lepidosauria, Squamata, Rhineuridae. Gene Ontology annotation, cellular component: mitochondrion. Bases 348 to 1019 code for a protein of 223 amino acids. Gene Ontology annotation, molecular function: acetylpyruvate hydrolase activity. The record is from RefSeq and is a predicted model, not a curated record.
CCUGACCUGCCUCCGCCAGCCAAUCGCUUCCCCGGGCUCCAGGGCCAGCCCUCCCCGGCUAGGAAGGAGGGAAAGAGGCGGACUCUGCGCCGGCAUGGGGCGCGUCUCCCUUUGGAGGACGGGUUGCUGGUGCCCUUGUGGACAGCGGGGCAGGCGCAGUGAGGCGACGGAGGGCUCCCUGUGAGGCUGGGUCCACCCGAAGACGGUGAAAGCUGAGAAGCAAGAAGCCAGAUUGAUGUGGAGAAAUUGCAUCCUUUCCAGCUAGUUGCCACGGUCACAGCGGGGCUCUAGCUGCCCUGCUCGGAGCUUAUAUUAUUCUGCAGAACUGUAAUUACUGAGGGGAAAACAUGUCGUCUUCCAAGCCUUUGGCCAGAUUCUGGGAGUGGGGAAAGAAUAUAAUAUGUGUGGGGAGGAAUUAUGCAGAGCAUGCCAAAGAGAUGAAGAGCGCCCUCCCAAGUGAGCCUCUCUUCUUCCUCAAGCCAUCCUCCGCCUAUGUCAGGGAAGGCUCUCCUAUCAUCCAGCCAUACUACUGCAACAAGCUGCACCACGAGGUGGAACUGGGAGUGGUGAUUGGGAAGAGAGCACAGGCAGUUUCCCAGGAAGCGGCAAUGGACCACGUGGCAGGCUAUGCCCUCUGCUUGGACAUGACAGCCAGGGAUACCCAAGAGGAAUGCAAGAAGAAGGGGCUUCCUUGGACAUUGGCCAAAGGGUUCAAUACCUCGUGUCCGGUCAGUGACUUUGUGCCAAAGAAGAAAAUCCUGGAUCCUCACCAGCUGAAGAUCUGGCUGAAGGUAAAUGGGGAGUUGCGGCAAGAAGGAGAUACAUCAGGCAUGAUCUUUCCCAUCCCCUACAUCAUCAGCUACAUCAGUGGAAUUGUCACAUUGGAAGAAGGGGAUAUCAUCCUAACAGGGAGCCCCAAAGGGGUUUCUGCUGUGCAAGAGAAUGACGAAAUAGAAGCUGGGAUCCAGGGGGUGCUGAGCAUGCGGUUUCAAGUCACUCAACAGAAAUGCCGGCCUUGAUAUGGGAGGCUGUAUUUCACCAGAAGAGCAGUGAGCUGUUCUAAUUCAAACUGGAGUACAAAGGGACACUUGCACUAUUCUUUUCCUGUGGGACAGGAAAGGCUAGCAGCGUCUCAUGUUAUGGCAACCCAGUAGGAUUUGCUUUCCCCUAAUUCAGGUGCUGGCUUCUUCCACAGAAAGAGACAGAGAAGGACAAGGGCUGAGAUUCCAUCAUGUUGGGCACUAAACACAUUUACUGUCUUCAGACAUCACACUAAACCACAGCAUGAGAAGAACAAGUCACAACAAGUCUCAGGCUUGGGCACUCUUUCCUCCCUUCUUUGGCUGUGGCAUGGCCACAAAGAGUUCAAAGGCUUUCACUUCCAGUUUAGAUUAACUGCAGCUUGCCAUCACCUGGACCCCCAAAAACUGUGGUUAAUCUUUACUAUGGUUUGUUGAAAAAUGUGAACUCAAACCCACAGGUAACAAAGGGGGCUUUUUAAAAUAAACAAUAGUUAACGUUAGCCACAAUUUGUCUUAUUUAGAUGACAAACUAAACUGUGGUUUGGAAGUGAAAACUCCCAAAUUCUUCAUGGACAUGGCAUAGGAGGAGAGGAGGCCAUGCAUGCUGAAGAUUCACUGCACCUUAUUCUUGUCAUGCUAAACAAAACUUUCUGCAUCUAGUAAUAGAAAAUAUAACUGUGGCCUUUCUGAAAAGCACAGCCAAAGAAUGUAAGAACCAUCCUUUUCUAUCAGGCUGGAAUGUAUCUGUAUAUAAUUUGACAGAGAGAAUGUUCUAAAAGUUUUAUUACAAUGUAUGCACACAAAAUGGAAAAGUGAUGAAAUUUUGAAAAUAUUUUGGAAUGAAAUCUGAUGCAACUAAACACUAAGAUGUAAAUAAAACAAAACUUUU